AAACCGAAGCCGAGAAAGAGAGGGGGUAGAGGAGACGGGAUGGAGAGAGAAGGUUCGAGGCGGUGGGGUCGGCGUGCGCACGCGGUGAAUAAAACAAAAAAAAAAAAAAAUUGGAGCCGCCGCUUAGUUGGAAGGGGAGCGGCGCUGCCUCACCGGCGGACCCAAUUAGGGGGCCGGGCUGUGACCGCCCUACAGGACGUCGUAAUAAUCCUCCCUUCUCUCUCUUCGCUUGUGGAGGCACAUGGGUUCCUCUUCGAAGCCCGGGAAGGGAAAGAAACGCGAGCUCAGCGAUCACAUACUCACCCUCCAACGACGCCUUCACGAGGCUCUCUCCCUCGGAAUCAAAUCUUAUGGCAACAAAUUGAAGAAAUGGAAGUGUACGGAUGCUGAAAUUCAGGCACAUGCUCUUAAAACAAUGACUGCAUUUAUCAAUUGUUUGUCUUUCUCUCUACUACAGCAUCCUCUUACAAAGGAUUCCAUUUUUGAUAUGCUGGUAGCUCUUGAAGGGAUUCUACAAGCGGAAAAUGAGAGAAUAUCAAACAUGGCAGCAGAUGUGACCCUGAAGUUAGUUAACAGCUUAGGGAAAUCCGUAUGCCAAUAUCCUAUGUUGGAGGUUAUUAUUUCUCUAUCACGCUUGUUGUCAUUAUGUCGAUUACCUGCUGCCUUCUCAUCUGCGAUUGCAUUGAACUGCAUCCUUACAAACCUAGGGCCAGUGAGAGGCAAAAGUCACAAGGAAGUUUGGAAUGUUUUGAAGAAUGCUGGUACAGUUGGCAGUGUUGUCCGUGCAUUGCAAGAUUAUGAAGAUAGAUUUCAAUCACUCGAGUGUUUCACAGAGAUGACGUCUCUUCUCAAGACAAUUCUAUGGAGGUGGCCUCUCUCUAGAUAUCACAUAUGGAAUAACACUAGAUUGUUGGCCAAGCUAGGAGAUAAAUGUGCAAACACUGAUACGUCCAUUGCAGUUUCUAUUCUGGAGCUAUACUCUGUGCUAGCUCUAUGCGGUAAUGGGACAAUGAAGCUUCUUGAAAGUAAAGAGCUUCUUUUUAAGAUUGUGCAAAGCAUGGGAAGGAUGCAUGAUUAUAGUGUUAGAGUCAAGGCUUUAACACUUCUUCAACAUUUAACGAGAUCUGCAAAAGGAGUCUCUAUGGUAACCACUUCAUAUUGUGAACCUGUUGUCAGAGGAAUCAUUGAUGCAAUGGGUGAAUGGAGGUCAUCAAGUUCCCAGAUGAUUCCUACUGAUCAGAUGGCCUUAGUGAUGGAAGCAUGUCGCUGUGCAUUACUAACUCGUUGGGCCGGGAAUCAUCAUUCAUGUUUUUGGAAUCAUGAUAUCCAUAUAAUCCUCCUUGAUAUAAUUCUUGGCAAUUGCGGCGCUAUUUGUCUAACUCAUGUAGAACCCUCACCUCAAGAGUUAAUAACUCGAGUAAAUGAUAAUGUUACAGAUGCAAGACCCUAUGUAUGGGAUAUCCUUGGAUAUCUGAUGGUACAUUACGAAGAAGAUUUUCUUAGCAGAACUAGAGGAAACUUGUGCUGCCUGAAUGUUCUUAUUUCUUGUGCAUGUUCAGUGGCUGCAGACUUGAUGCGGAAAGGUUGCAGUUCAUCAUCUUCCUGUUUGUCUGAGUUGGAACCUGUAUUAAGGGCUGUUUUACUGAUGGUCUUCUCCUUCUCCAAAUACAUUCAACGACGAUCGAGGCAAUGUCUGUCAGAUAUGGUGAGACCUUUUAGUGAAGCCCAUUUGAAGUACAUACUAGCUUCCCUACAAUUAAAUGCUACUGGAGAAGUCUCGUUAUUGUCUGACAGUCUUCACACUGUUAAUAACCUUAUGAGUUUGGCAUGCUAUUCAACGUUGCCCCUGUUUCAGAAGCUCAUUGUCAAAAGUAAAGGUAUAAAGAUAUUGUCUGCCAUUAUUAAGAGGUGCUUAACUAGUGAUAUACAUGUGAGAAGGUCAAGUGUUGCUUCUCAUCUGCGUAGCAGCUCUGAUGGAAAAACAUGCUGCUGGAGCCAUGUGGAAGACUGGGAAGGUGAGGACAUUGUUCUAUUCUAUAGUCUCCAGACACUUUCUCAGUUGAUAGAGGUUUCCAAUCUCUUGUGUAAUCACCAUAAGAUAACAUCUGGAGAGAUUAUUUUAUGCACAAUGUGUGGGCUUGAAUCUCAAGGUUUAAUCAACAACCUUCAGUAUAUCUUGAGUAACAACUUAGGAGCUGGACCUCGAUGGUACAGUGCACGCAUUUUGAGUUUCUUUGGAUUUUAUGGUUUUCCAAGCAAGCUUGGCAGAAAGAUGGAGAAAGCACUUAAUGAGGAUGUACUUGCUGACUUGAAAUUAUUACUCUCGAAUGGUCAAUCUCUUACGGUCCAUGGUGCCAUUCUUGUGGCUAGGUGCCCAUAUUUGCUACCUCCUAAAGAAUCUUUUCAGAAGGAGAAAACAUGGGGUGAUGGAUCUUCCAAAGAGCAAGAGAGUAAGCAGGAUGAGGGAAGAUUGAGACAUGAAGUUCGAAUGUCCAAUCGUGUGGAUAGUCUUGCUUUAAACAAGAUCAUGGAAUAUGUUUAUACAGGAUUUAUUCAUGUAGAUGAUGACCUUGUUAAACCAUUAAAAAUUCUCACCAAGUGCUGCGGCUUGAAGUCUCUAUCAGAUAUGCUUCACCGAAAGUUGCCAACGUGGGGCACAAGUUGUCCCAGUUGUGACUUCACUGGAGCACUGGAGCCAGCUGGACAUUCAUUAUCAGACAUCAUUUUGGAAGCCGGGGCAGCUGAUGGAAUGAUUUGGAGUUGUACUAUGUGCCAAUCUCAAUCGCCACACAAGCAUGCACACAAAAUUGUGUUGUCGUCUAGUAGUGAUUAUUUGCGAGCAUUAUUCCAAUCAGGGAUGCAUGACAGCCAUUCGCAGAUCAUCAAAGUUCCUGUUGGCUGGGAAGCAUUAGUUAAAUUGGUAAACUGGUUUUAUUCAGGAGAGUUGCCAGGUAUUUAUAUUGAUUGUAUAUGGAGCAAUAUGGAUGCAGCGCAGCAGCUCCAUGAGCUGCGAGCAUACAUAGAGCUUUCUUCACUUGCCGAAUUUUGGUUCUUAGAAGAUGUUGGAGAACAGAGCUUGAAAGUGGUGGUUUCAUGCCUGAGGUCAGACAAAAGAUCUUCAGUCGAGAUUAUUAGCUUUGCUGCAAACCUUGGUCAGUGGAAAAUAGUUGAAGCUGGUGUCAACAGCAUUGCCCCUCUAUAUCCUAAGCUGCUUGAUGCUGGCAAACUUGAGGAUCUAGAUGAAGAGUUAGUUGAUAUGUUACGAUCAGGAUAUGUCCACUAUUCUCAGGAGAGUCAUAAUUGGAGUGAUUGAAGAUCACCCUAUUAUUGUAUAGCUGAUGGUUCUUCACAUCUUGCUAAAGAAAUACCUCACUUGGUACAAUUUUUUAGCCCUUGGCGACCAUGAGAAUUACCAUUUUUCUUCUUGGCAUUUUUUCUUUCAUGAAAGUAAGUCCAAGACUUACAGACAAGCACUUCCAUUUCAAAGAACCAUGAGAUACACUGCUGAGGGUCCCGAUGCUUCCAGGCAAAUUGGCAGUCUUUCAGGAUUCCAAGCAGGCUUUGUAGAUUUCUCCCUGAAAAAAAAAAGGACUAGCUGAUUUCAUGUAUAGGCAGUAUCAUUAAACUAAAUGAGUUGCAUUUUAAUUUAUAAACACGGAUAAUACAGCUCUAUAUUUUGUUAAUUUUGGUGUUAAUCCAUGCAGUAGUAACAAAGUGUGCAAUCAGUUUUUGAGGGUUCAAACUGCUUUUUUAGCUUUAUACCAAAAGAGGAGGUCAUUUAGCUAAAUUCAUGUGUAGGGAGUAUGUUUGAACUAUAUGGGACGUGUUGUAAUUUAUAACUACGGAAGGCACGGUUGUAUAAUUCAUGUGUAGGCAGUAUACUUAAUAUUGUCAUUUAAGUAAUUUCAUGUGUAGGCAGUAUGUUUGAACUAUAUGGACGUGUUGUAAUCUAUAAAUACAGAAGGCACAGUUGUAUAUUUGGUUAAUUUUGGUGUUAAUCCAUGCAGUGGAAAUGUGCUUAAAGUGUUGGAGGAUA
Phoenix dactylifera (date palm) is the source of this 4036-nucleotide messenger RNA. Its product is annotated as BTB/POZ domain-containing protein. Lineage: Eukaryota; Viridiplantae; Streptophyta; Magnoliopsida; Arecales; Arecaceae. The record is from RefSeq and is a predicted model, not a curated record. Gene Ontology annotation, molecular function: protein binding.